Molecule: messenger RNA, 1963 nt
Organism: Pteronotus mesoamericanus
Lineage: Eukaryota; Metazoa; Chordata; Mammalia; Chiroptera; Mormoopidae
Gene: IMP4
Product: IMP U3 small nucleolar ribonucleoprotein 4
Exons: 9
Coding region: 210-1085 (291 amino acids)
Biological process (GO): rRNA processing
Cellular component (GO): nucleolus; Mpp10 complex; small-subunit processome
Molecular function (GO): snoRNA binding; rRNA primary transcript binding
Source: RefSeq, a predicted model, not a curated record
GCAGCGCUUCCGGACUGGCCAGUCGCCUCGCGGCUCCCACCCGCUGUCCGCCAUCUUAACUUUGGUCAUGCUCGACCAUCCCAGCUUCUAAUCGCCUUCUUGAGUUUAGCGAAGCCUCUAAUCGCCUUCUUGGUUGAGGGCGGAAGCGAGGUCUGCGUAGCGCAGGCGGCGGUCACACGUUCUAGACCCUCGUGGUAGCGGCGCUCAGGAUGCUGCGCCGCGAGGCCCGCCUGCGCCGCGAGUACCUGUACCGCAAGGCCCGCGAGGAGGCGCAGCGCACCGCCCAGGAGAAGAAGGAGAAGGUGCGGCGCGCGCUCGAAGAGAACCACCUGAUCCCCACUGAGUUACGCCGGGAGGCCCUAGCCUUACAGAGCUCCCUGGAGUUUGACGACGCUGGCGGUGAAGGUGUAACCAGCCACGUGGAUGAUGAGUAUCGAUGGGCAGGGGUCGAGGACCCCAAGGUCAUGAUCACUACUUCCCGAGACCCCAGCUCCCGCCUCAAGAUGUUUGCAAAGGAGCUGAAGCUGGUGUUUCCGGGAGCCCAGCGCAUGAACCGCGGCCGACAUGAGGUGGGGGCGCUGGUGCAAGCCUGCAAAGCUAACGGGGUCACCGACCUGCUGGUGGUCCACGAGCACCGAGGCACGCCCGUGGGGCUCAUCGUCAGCCACCUGCCCUUCGGCCCCACCGCUUACUUCACGCUGUGCAACGUGGUCAUGCGGCAUGACGUCCCUGACCUCGGCACCGUGUCGGAAGCCAAGCCUCACCUCAUCGUGCAUGGCUUCUCCUCCCGCCUGGGCAAGCGGGUGUCCGAUAUACUUCGUUAUCUGUUCCCCGUGCCCAAAGACGACAGCCGCCGGGUCAUCACCUUCGCCAACCAGGACGACUACAUCUCCUUCCGGCACCACGUGUACAAGAAGACCAGCCAUCGCGACGUGGAGCUGACAGAGGUCGGGCCUCGCUUUGAGCUGAAGUUGUACAUGAUCCGCCUCGGCACACUGGGGCAGGAGGCCACUGCAGAUGUGGAGUGGCGCUGGCACCCCUACACCAACACCGCUCGCAAGAGGGUCUUCCUGAGCGCCCAGUGAGCCCGCGCGAGCGCCCUCUGCUGUGGACCGGCCUGGGCAGGUCAGAACGAAGCCUGCCACCCCAGCCCACCUGCCUCCGAGUGGCCCGACCGCUCUGCUGUCUGGGGACGUGUGCCGGACAGUGUGCGCGGGGUCUCCCCAUGCAGCGACCUUGCAGCGCUGGACGCUCUCAGGCCUGGUGUGGACACCGCCCAAGACAAUGCAGGGUGUGCCGGCCUUCCCCAGGGCCGUGGGGGGCGGGGGGCCCGGUCCUCGGGGAACCUGGGCCCCGUGAGAGCCCAUCUGCUGGGGGCUGACGCAGGGGCAGGACCUGGUCGGUGCUCCCAGGCCUCUCUGCCUGCCCAGCACCCGGCGCGCCUCCCAUCCAUUCAGCAGGCCAUGGGGCAGCGCAGGGACUCCCCGUACUCGCUCCUUUUGCCCCUCCUCUGCCCGCUUGCCUCGCUUGCACCCGGGCUCUGGUGGCACCCAGAGUGGGUGUCGACAGCCUGUAUAAUGCGCACAAGCUGAUGGGGGGCAAGGGCAGGUGGGGACAGGGCUCUUAAGACAAAGGUCGGGUGGGGGAUGGGGAAGCCUCUGCAGGAGCCUGACAGGUACAUGGGGCAGCAGGGCCACCUGGAUGACCCACGCAAAGACCGAGGCAGGCAGUCUCAUCGGGGUCCCAGGGGCAAGACCCACGGGACCAACUGACCUCGCACAUGCCCGCGAGUCCAGUUGGUUCUGGGGCUCCUGCAGCCUCCCACAGCCUCACUUCACCGAUGAAGACACCGUUAAGUUUUUUGUAAAACAAACAGCAGCAACUGAUGGAUAUUUCUCCUCCUCCCUUCCUCGUCACCCUCUAAAAGAAAAUCUUAAUAAAAAGAAAAUAAGCAACAUACAAA